Molecule: messenger RNA, 615 nt
Organism: Fusarium vanettenii 77-13-4
Lineage: Eukaryota; Fungi; Ascomycota; Sordariomycetes; Hypocreales; Nectriaceae
Exons: 2
Coding region: 1-615 (204 amino acids)
Source: RefSeq, a predicted model, not a curated record
AUGUAUGACGUGAGGUGGGAUCUGAAUCAUGUUCCGGACAAUGUGCAAGCCGGCCAAUAUGCGCAGCUUUUGAGUGGACAGCAGCCAGUCGCCAUUCGCACAGCACCUAUGGACGCACUGAUGGCCGACGCGGGAGCCUACGGGAAGUGUGAUAAGAACAAGGAAGCGCUCAAACGUCUCGAGGCUAUCUUGCUGAGCCGCGAUGACGGCGUCGAGUCUCAUACCCAGGCGUUAGACCUGAUGUAUAACUGGAACUUUGCGCGCUUUGACGGCGGAGACCAGUAUCACGCAGCAGCCGGUUGGGACAAGGCGAGGAGACGACUGAAAGCAAAGAGGCUUGCGGUCUCCUCCAACUGGUGGGUUGCCGUUACAAGAGCCCGGAAGGACGCGGGAAUUAGCCCCGAGCUUGACCGUUGGGUCGAGAAGAUUUGGACGUUGACGAAGACGGUAAAAGACUUGUAUCAAAUCAUCAGAGCAAGUCUGGCAAUGAUCUUCAGCAUCUGGACAAAGUCAAUGACUUUGAAUGCGGUGUCCAUCCCCCAUUUGCACGACAUCGACACCCAACUCUUCUUGUCAGAGGAGUGCGCUCGGGCUGGGAGGUCGACUACCUUCUAG